Saccostrea cuccullata (small rock oyster) is the source of this 856-nucleotide messenger RNA. RefSeq lists its product as uncharacterized. Bases 379 to 756 code for a protein of 125 amino acids. The transcript is spliced from 5 exons. The record is from RefSeq and is a predicted model, not a curated record. Lineage: Eukaryota; Metazoa; Mollusca; Bivalvia; Ostreida; Ostreidae.
UGUGUGUUCUACAAUUUAGUGAUGCGUGCAAUUAUAUUGCAUGACGCAACAGAAAAGUAAGGUCAGUUUUCAUUGGUUAGAAAUAACGAAAGUAGCUGAAGCGAUUGUUGUCGUGAAAACUUUGCAGGUGAGAAAAAACACAUCAGUUUGUUUAUUACAGCACUAAUUACGAGAUGAACGAGUGUUGACCCUGGUGACAUGAUGGAGAUAUAUCGGCCUGCUAGGGAAAAAACUCAGUAAACGUAGAUACAUUGACAAAAUUUGUAGACGAGCUGAUCGCCAACCAGGAGAUCAGAAUGAUCGCAUCUGCUCCUGCCACUUUAAGGAUGAUAAGAAGGAGGGGGACCUGCAUAUUUUGCAUGGAAUAAAAGAAAGGCCAUGGAUUUCUCUGAUCCUGAAUGUACAAAAAGGAGGAAAAAACUCGAAAGUGAGGAGUCCCUGUCAUCUUCACAGAUUGACCAGUUGCAGAUUCCACAAGCACUAAAAUGUCAAGAUCAAGAAAAAUUGAUAUCAGAGCACGACUACUCAGCAUCCUGCACAUUUAACUGUACUCAAGAAAUGCAGCUCCUCUCAACAGAAAUACAACAACAGGAAAAGGAAUUGCUUGCCCUAGAAAUAGAGUCUAGUAAAAGGAAGCCAAUGUCAAUUCACGAUAUUAAAUACAAUGAAGAGAAGAUGCUUUUGUAUACAUCCCUAAAGUAUGACAUAUUCGAAAUCUUAGUCAGAUUGUUACAACGAUUUGAUCUCGAUUAUUAAAAUGGCUGGACUCCUUCAAUGAAAACAGAGGACCAACUGCUCAUUGUACUAAUGAAGUUAAAACUCAAUCUACGGUACACUGACUUGGCUCAUAGAUUCU